Messenger RNA from Triticum turgidum subsp. durum (durum wheat), 225 nucleotides. The record is from the annotation of a GenBank genome assembly. NCBI's taxonomy places the organism in Eukaryota, Viridiplantae, Streptophyta, Magnoliopsida, Poales, Poaceae.
AUGGAGACGCUGCGGGCGGUGUCCAUGGGCGCCGGCGUGCUCCCGGUCGCAGCUGGAGCUGGAGGUGGGGGCUCAUCGGGGUCGGCGGCGGACGAAGAGGUGGCGUACAUGCGCGGCUGCUUCGAGCACUUGGUGGGGUCGUGGGACUCGGAGUCGCUCUACAUGGUGACGCCUCAGGGCGGCGGCACCGGCCCGGAGCUCGCCGUCUUCUUCGUCAGGCUCUGA